Molecule: messenger RNA, 2283 nt
Organism: Pangasianodon hypophthalmus (striped catfish)
Lineage: Eukaryota; Metazoa; Chordata; Actinopteri; Siluriformes; Pangasiidae
Gene: serbp1a
Product: SERPINE1 mRNA binding protein 1a
Exons: 8
Coding region: 109-1299 (396 amino acids)
Cellular component (GO): cytoplasm; nucleus
Molecular function (GO): mRNA 3'-UTR binding
Source: RefSeq, a predicted model, not a curated record
CGGAAGAGAAGCGAAGGUCCUUUCUAGCCAUCUUGUGGCAUCUAGCAGCGAGAAGUUCGCACCAAGCCUCGUAGAAUCGGAGGAGAAUCCUGCUGAAGGGGCGCCAUCAUGCCCGGACAUCUGCAAGAAGGCUUCGGCUGUGUCGUAACCAAUCGGUUCGACCAGCUAUUUGAUGAUGAAGAGGAUCCGUUCGAGGUGUUAAAGCAGGCCGAGACCAAGAAGAAGGACGCGGCCGCUCCGGGGGCCGCCAAGACCGCGGCGCAGGCUGCCAAACAGCCCAAGAAGGAGUCGCAGAAGGACAGGAAAGUCCCUCUUCCCGAGAAGAAGGAAGAGACCACGACGCCUGUUCCUCUCAAGAAGGAGGGCAUGAGGAGGAUGGGCCGGCGGCCAGAGCAGCAGCAGGCUCAGCAGGGCUCUCAGCAGCAACAGCAACAACAACAGCAGCAGCAGCAGCAGCAGCAGCCGCAGGGGGGUCAGGGCGAGGGUCGCCCCCAGGCAGAACGACGCACUGAGAGAAGGCCUCCACGCGAGCGCAGAUCAGAUAAACCCUCUGAGGACAAGCCAGCCGAGGGUGGAGAGUUCUCUGUGGACAAGUCUGUUGGUGAGCGGCCGUUCCGAGGCCGUGGCGGCGGCAGAGGAGCCCGUGGAGGUCGAGGCAGAGGCAUGGGCCGCAGUGACGGAUUUGACUCGCGUGGCAAACGUGAAUUCGACAGACACAGUGGCAGUGACCGGUCCAGCCUUAAACCAGAAGAGAAGCGAGGAGGAGGAGGAUCUCAUAACUGGGGCACUGUCAAGGACGAACUGAGUGAGCUUGACCAGUCAAAUGUCACAGAGGAGACCCCUGAGGGAGAGGAGCACCCGCCCGCUGACUCUGAGAACAAGGAGAAUGAGGUUGAGGAGGUGAAAGAGGAAGGGCCUAAGGAGAUGACCCUGGAUGAAUGGAAAGCCCAGCAGGACAAAGAAAGAACUAAGGUUGAGUUCAACCUUCGCAAGGCCAACGAGGGAACUGACUGGAAGAAAGGAUACCUGCUGCACAAAUCCAAGCCCAAGGAUGCUCCAUUAGAUGACGCUGCUGGUGAUCACCACUUCCGCAAGCCUGCCAAUGACAUCACGUCCCAGCUGGAGAUUAACUUUGGAGACCUGGGCCGCCCUGGACGUGGCCGCGGAGGACCCCGUGGAGGAAGAGGAGCCCGUGGGGGCGGACCUACCAGACCGCCCCGUGAGCGCAGGCCUGAUAAGUUGAGCGGAGGAUCUGCCCCCAAUGUGGACGACCCGGAGGCUUUUCCAGCUCUGGCUUAAGCUUCCUGACGGGUAGCUCUGAUCAGCCUGCCACUGAGCCCUGCUUCCCCGGGCCCUUCGCUACGAGGCUUGCAUGCUAAUGGAUCCUUCAGCAGAUGAUAUGAUGGAAGACUGUCAUCCAUCCCACUCACCUCUUGUGGACUGAAUUUUACUUGUUUUAGAAAAAAGGAGAAAAUCUUACAAAAAAAAAAAAUUUGAAAGGACUUCUUGCUACUCAGAAGCAAAUUAUCGGUAGAGGUUUUGUAUUCAGAAAUAAAGUAGCAGGGAUGUUUUCAUACAGUAUUUUUUUUUUCCCAGACAUUAUGCAUUCUCAACGAAUACCUUUUUUGUACUGCUGCUUGCAUAUAUGCAUUUCCAAAUAUACGUGUGAGGGGUGUGUUAGAUUGUGGUGCCCUUUGGCUUACUUUCUACUUAAGCCUUAGAUGCACGGCUGGGAAUCACUCAACUGUUGCAGAGAAAGAUUUGGGUUAAAGACUUUGUCAUUAGCAGCUUCUGCUCUGAAAUCCUCAGUGAAGUAACAUGAUUUGUAGCUCAAGGCCAAAAUCUUUGAUUUGUCUGCCUUCACCAUUGCUAAUGAUAAUCUGAGAAGUUUUUUUUUUUUCUCCCCCCCCCCUGAGUUUGACUUAUUUGGCCAUUGUGAGAUUCAGUAUGUUGUAUUUGAAUUUCAGUGGCUUUGGUUGCUCUGAGGAUGGUGCGUUCACUCAUCACAGCCUUUAUAGGUUUUUUCAAGUCUAGUUUACAUUGUGCACUCCUGUUUACCUGAACCAGUAUCAGUUCUGAUUAUUCAAACAAAGCAGUUUAGUUUUUAAUUCAUUUUUAGGUUUUUCUUCUGCCCCAUUGCUUUUUACAACAGCACUACUGCAUAUUUGUUCUGAAAGAAAUGCCAGCUGUCCAAUGUGUAAUGACUGAGUGCUAUGAAACUGUGUGAAUUCUAACCCUGCUAUUAUUCAGACCUCUGUCUAUAAUUAAAAGAUGGUCUAUUCA